UGCCAGAGGCCUGGCGAGUUACAGCUGUGUCAGUGAGGUGGCUGUUACUGCUCCUUAGAUACUCCAGGGGUGUCCCCUCUGGAGUGCUGCAGGCAGAGAGGAAAGAAAGGCUGAGUUCUGGUCAUGUGAGGUUUUGUCGAGAUCAGUGGUUUUUAGGUUUUAGAGUUUUCCAUCCUGGAUUGAAUUUGUUUGUAAAACUUUUUUAUUUAAUGCGUUCCUGUGGCUGUAGCGUAACUUUUAGGGAAGGUGGAACUACCUGUUAUCUUCUGCAGCCCCAUGAAAAUGGGGAAGCUCUAUCAAAAUGGGUAACGUAAGCAUUUCAGUUAUACAUGAGAGAGGAAGCGGGCAUGUCAGCUCUUUGUCCACCACCAUCUCCUGCAGUUGCUAAAACAGAGAUCUCUUUGAAUGGCGAGUCACCUCUACUAGCUGCCACUUUUGCUUACUGGGACAAUAUUCUUGGCCCCCGAGUGCGGCAUAUCUGGGCCCCAAAGACAGAACAGGUACUUCUCAGUGAUGGUGAAAUAACUUUUCUUGCUAACCACACCCUGAAUGGAGAAAUACUUCGGAAUGCAGAAAGCGGUGCAAUAGAUGUGAAGUUCUUCGUCUUGGCAGAAAAAAGGGUAAUCAUUGUGUCAUUAAUCUUUGAUGGAAACUGGAAUGGAGACAGAAGCACAUAUGGACUAUCAAUUAUACUUCCACAAAGUGAACUUGGCUUCUACCUGCCACUUCACAGAGUGUGCGUGGAUAGGUUAACACAUAUUAUAAGGAAAGGAAGAAUAUGGAUGCAUAAGGAGAGGCAAGAACAUUUCCAGAAGAUUGUGUUGGAAGGCACGGAGAGAAUGGAGGAUCAGGGCCAGAGCAUCAUUCCAAUGCUGACUGGAGAAGUCAUUCCUGUAAUGGAACUCCUUUCAUCUAUGAAAUCACACAGUGUUCCAGAAGAAAUAGAUAUAAGUGACACGGUACUGAAUGAUGAUGACAUUGGGGAUAGUUGCCAUGAAGGCUUUCUUCUCAAUGCAAUUAGUUCACACCUGCAGACCUGUGGUUGUUCUGUAGUUGUAGGAAGCAGCGCAGAAAAAGUUAAUAAGAUUGUGAGAACGUUGUGUCUGUUUCUUACGCCGUCAGAGCGGAAGUGUUCCAGACUCUGUAGAAAUGAGUCUUCUUUCAAAUACGAGUCAGGACUUUUUGUUCAAGGCUUGCUCAAAGAUGCAACAGGAAGCUUUGUGUUGCCUUUCCGUCAAGUAAUGUAUGCGCCAUAUCCUACUACGCAUAUAGACGUAGAUGUCAAUACAGUGAAGCAGAUGCCCCCUUGUCAUGAACACAUCUAUAACCAACGACGAUAUAUGAGAUCCGAGCUGACAGCAUUUUGGAGAGCUAAUUCAGAUGAAGAAAUGUCUCAAGAUCAUAUUAUCCACACAGAUGAGAGUUUCACACCUGAUUUAAAUGUCUUUCAAGAUAUCCUGCAUCGAGAUACAUUAGUAAAAGCCUUCCUGGAUCAGAUCUUCCAUCUGAAGCCUGGCUUGUCUCUGAGGAGUACUUUCCUUGCACAAUUUCUACUAGUCCUUCACAGAAAAGCCUUAACUUUAAUAAAAUAUGUAGAGGAUGACACGCAAAAAGGAAAAAAACCUUUUAAGUCUCUUCGUAGCUUAAAGAUAGAUCUUGACUUAGCAGCAGAGGGCGAUCUUAACAUAAUAAUGGCUUUGGCUGAGAAGAUUAAACCAGGUCUACAUUCCUUUAUCUUUGGGAAGCCAUUCUACACUAGUGUACAAGAACGUGAUGUGCUCAUGACGUUUUAAAGUUCUCCACCGCUGACGUGUAGUAUUGCAGUCUUGCAUGGUACGAAAAGAAAUCUGCCUGUGUGACCACCACGCUUGUGACAAUCAUUGACUUGAUUGAGGAUGGAGCAUUAGGAGCACAGUGACACUGCAGUCUGUCCAAAGCAGGAGGGGAUCUUGUUAGAGGCAAUAUCAGCUUAACUAGACAAGUAUGAUUUUAAUGAAUCCAUCUCUUCUGUGUGCUUUAACAGUAAAUGUUACCAGAGGUUCCCUUGCCAUAUAGGCCUAGUAGAUAAAUUUGAAAAAGUUUUGGUGUAUGAUAAAGGGAAGCAUUUUAGUUUUCUUUCCCGAGAGACUUCCUUAAGAUGUGUGUCAGUUUUUCCCAGUUCUGCUGUGUCAGUAUAUUUAGUGUUUCCACAGAAAACAAUACAUACGUCCUCUCUAAUCAUGGAGCAAUCAUGGAGGUUGCAGAAUAGGGGCCCUCCAGGCGUUUCAAAGAGGUUUUAAAAGUGUUUGUUCUUAUGUAUGCGGUACAAAUCUGAAAUAUGUCUUCCCUCAUCUCCCUUUUUAACACUACUGUCUCCUCCAUUUAGAGCAUUAAAAGUGUUCGGGAUUUUUAGUAUACUACAAAUUGCUAUUCUUGUGCAACAGUGCAAACUGUUGACUAUGAGCAGCUUAAAUAGCAGCACUCUGCUUGUGGGAACUGGGUCAUUAUUUAAGCAGCUUUCUGCAUGCAAGUGCCAACCAGGAUACUCUGUCACAGAUUGUUGGGCCAUCCCGCAGUGAAGUGUUCAAUGAUCCAGCAUAAUUGAGCUCUUUCAAAACACAAAGCAGAAAACUUGUGUCAUUCAGCAGCAGUUGUCAGUCUUUCUGCCUGUUAACUGCUGCUGGUUUUUCCAUUAUCAGUUAGAAUAAGGUUCAGAUUAAAGUAUUAGACCUUCCCAAAGAACACAAUGGUGAUAGCCAAACUAAAAGAUGAAACAGUAAUUUUUUUUUUGCAUUGCCAUUAAUAUAUUUAGUAAUCCUUAAUUCAGAGAUGAGCACAGCUAUGAACUAAUGUGAUUAGCAUUUUCCUAAGUGAAUUCUAGUGAAUAAUCUUGCCAAUCUUCUUAGUUCAUCUUAGCACAUCUCCAACUUUGCUUUGCUUGAAAAUAAAAACACGUUUUCUAUUUGUAUGCCUCAACCUUUGCUUCUCAGUAGCAUGUAGAGCAGUGUGGUGUCAGGUUAAUCCACACCCAUUUUUUUGAGUUCUGACGCACAGUUGGUGUACCACUCAUUUAAAUAUAACACACAUCUGUACUGCAUGUUGUUGUAUUUCUUUUCUUUUUGGACAAACACAGGAAUAUAUUUGUAUUGUGUUAGCAUAACCUCAUAACUCAAUAUUCAUUGUGAAAGAGCUGCACUUGUGAUUAAAGAAGCCACGGUUGCUUUAUUGCUAUAAUUGUCCUUGGCGAACAGGUUUCUGUCUUCAAGAUAGCUUUUUAGUGUCUCUUUCAUGCAGCGAGGCGUUGGAAGUUAACAAAAGUUAGAUUCACAACUUCUCCUGAAAUGUGCAAUACUCAGAUUUUAAAAGGAAUACUGUCCUUUUUUAUUUAGAUGUCCAGAAUUCCCUUACAUUUCCUGAAAGACAAAGAUUCACAAUUAAAUAUUUAGUGCUUCUGAAAGAUGUGGAAUUGAGCCCCACUGCACACCAUUUUUGUGAAUGAACAUCAUCAGCAUUACCUGGUUGAAUAUGUAAUUGCAUUUUGUGGAGCCAGUUUUUUGCUGCACAUGCAUGUAGGACUCUUGCAAUGAGCUCGGUGCUUCACGAAAAGAACUUGUCAGAAUUAUGCUGACAUAAAUUACUUGUGCUGAGACUCUUUUGUCUUCCUACCAUUAUUGAUCCAUUAGAAAAGAGCCUGAUUGUGCUAAGUUUUUACUCUCAUGUCUAAGAUUGUGGAAAAAAAUGUAAAGACUGCUGAAACUUGUAAUGUAGAAGUUGCGUUGAAGGCUAAAGAAGAGCUUUAAAUGUGUUGCUGAAAUUAAUCACUUCACGUUGAUAGCCAUUGGAAACUUAGCAUUGACACUAACAGUAAAGCUCUGUUUACUAAAGAUCCUGUCACUUUUUGAAAUUACUAAAUGCUGGAAACUUUCUCAGUUGCUACUUUUGUUGCACAACUGUCACAAGUGCACUGUCAGAAGUGCAGAAUGUAUGGUGAAGUAAAUUAUUAAAUGCAUCUGCAUGUUGUGUUGUAAAUCUUGCUCAGGAACAAAGUGUUCUAAUAAAAUCCAGGCACAAUUUUUUACUUCAA
Harpia harpyja (harpy eagle) is the source of this 4063-nucleotide messenger RNA. RefSeq names its product C9orf72-SMCR8 complex subunit (gene C9orf72). Gene Ontology annotation, molecular function: guanyl-nucleotide exchange factor activity. Lineage: Eukaryota; Metazoa; Chordata; Aves; Accipitriformes; Accipitridae. Gene Ontology annotation, biological process: autophagy; endocytosis. Gene Ontology annotation, cellular component: autophagosome; endosome. The coding region runs from base 330 to 1793 and encodes 487 amino acids. The record is from RefSeq and is a predicted model, not a curated record. The transcript has 11 exons.